AUGGUUCCGAAGAGUAGUAUUAGCCUCCAAUUCGUUGUCGUAGGGGGCGGAAUAGGUGGUCUAUCGGUAGCUAUCGGACUCGUUCUAUCCGGACACAAAGUUACGGUUUUGGAAAAAGCUCAAGAAUUAUCAGAGGUGGGUGCUGGAAUCCAGAUUCCGCCCAACUCCACCAGAAUACUUGAGCAACUUGGGUGCAAAACAGAGAUACUAGAGCAUGCUUUGGUACCAAAGGCUUACCACUUUUGCAAUCACAAAGGAGACAAUCUGAUCAGUCUAGAGCUUGACCCUUAUUGUGCUAGCAAGUACGGCUGUAAAUCCUUACAUAUACACAGGGGAGACUUUCACAAGUGUCUAGUUCAAAGGGCCAGGGAACUGAAUAUUACCAUCCUAGUAAACUCCGAGAUUGUGGAUAUUGAUCUGGAUCACAACAUUGCAAUAACCCAUGAUGGUCGGAAAUAUCAGGCAGACGUAAUUAUAGGCGCUGACGGCUUGAACUCCAAUGUUCGCAACUCUAUAUUUGGAAGGAACACAUCGCCAACAAAUAGUGGAGAUCAAGCUUACCGCUCUUUGAUAUCUAUUCCGGAGAUGAAUAAGCACCCUGAACUGGACUUCAUCCACAAAGUUCCCUGUGUCAACUUUUUCUGGGGCCCGAAAGGUCACGUGGUCACUUACCCCUUGAAGGGAGGCAACACCUGCAAUGUUGUUGUUAUGGCACCAGACAACCUGCCACCAGACUCAAGCGUUGUUGCUGCAGACAAAAAGGAGGUCCUACACUUUUUGGAAACGUGGGACCCUCGGUUGCAACUGCUUCUGAGCCUCGCAACCUCAACUUUCAAGUGGAGACUUCAAUAUAUUGAGGAGCUAAAUUGCUGGAGCCAUCCUGCUCAAAACGUAACUCUUCUGGGAGACGCUUGCCAUGCAACUCUGCCUUAUCUGGCUCAAGGAGCAGCUCAAGCCAUAGAAGAUGCCGCUGCUUUGGCAUACCUAUUUGGAAAGAUUAAGGACAAAUCUGAGAUACGUUUCAUAUUGAAGACAUACGAGCGCAUCAGAAAGCCAAGGACGACCCGCAUUGUCAACUCGUCAAAAGAAUGUCAACAAAUCUACCAUCUCCAGGACGGAGAAAAGCAGAAACUGCGAGACCUAAAAUGUGCAAUGGAUCCUCCACAGGAAGGAUGUCCAGCACGGUGGGCAGACCCUGAGUUUCAGGAAUACCUGUUUGGGUACAAUAUAUUUGAGGAAUGCCAUAAACAAUGGGUACUUUCCAAAACUAUGAAAGAGAAAUUGUGA
Messenger RNA from Ogataea haglerorum, 1287 nucleotides. RefSeq lists its product as uncharacterized. The transcript has a single exon. Gene Ontology annotation, molecular function: FAD binding; monooxygenase activity. NCBI's taxonomy places the organism in Eukaryota, Fungi, Ascomycota, Pichiomycetes, Pichiales, Pichiaceae. The record is from RefSeq and is a predicted model, not a curated record. The coding region runs from base 1 to 1287 and encodes 428 amino acids. Gene Ontology annotation, biological process: secondary metabolite biosynthetic process.